Nomascus leucogenys (northern white-cheeked gibbon) is the source of this 2736-nucleotide messenger RNA. RefSeq names its product protein kinase AMP-activated non-catalytic subunit gamma 3 (gene PRKAG3). Lineage: Eukaryota; Metazoa; Chordata; Mammalia; Primates; Hylobatidae. The record is from RefSeq and is a predicted model, not a curated record.
GUGUCGCAUACUUGCUCUCUGUUGGUCCGGGGCUGGCUACAUGGAGCCCGAGCUGGAGCACGUACUGCGCAGGACCCCUUCCUGGAGCAGCCUUGGGGUUUCUGAGCAUCAAGAGAUGAGCUUCCUAGAGCAAAAAAACAGCAGCUCAUGGCCAUCACCAGCUGUGACCAGCAGCUCAGAAAGAAUCCGCGGGAAACGGAGGGCCAAUGCCUCGAGAUGGACAAGGCAGAAAGUAUUGGAGGAAGGGGAGCCACCAGGUCAGGGGGAAGGUCCCUGGUCCAGGCCAGCUGCUGAGUCCACCGGGCUGGAGGCCACAUUCCCCAAGGCCACACCCUUGGCUCAAGCUGAUCCUGCCAGGGUGGGCACUCCACCAGCAGGGUGGGACUGCCUCCCCUCUGACUGUACAGCCUCAGCUGCAGGCUCUAGCACAGAUGAUGUGGAGCUGGCCACGGAGUUCCCAGCCACAGAGGCCUGGGAGUGUGAGCUAGAAGACCUGGUGGAAGAGAGGCCUGCCCGGUGCCUGUCCCUGCAGGCCCCAUUUCCCAAGCUGGGCUGGGAUGACGAACUGCGGAAACCCGGCGCCCAGAUCUACAUGCGCUUCAUGCAGGAGCACACCUGCUACGAUGCCAUGGCAACUAGCUCCAAGCUGGUCAUCUUCGACACCAUGCUGGAGAUCAAGAAGGCCUUCUUUGCUCUGGUGGCCAACGGUGUGCGGGCAGCCCCUCUAUGGGACAGCAAGAAGCAGAGCUUUGUGGGGAUGCUGACAAUCACUGACUUCAUCCUGGUGCUGCAUCGGUACUACAGGUCCCCCUUGGUCCAGAUCUAUGAGAUUGAACAACAUAAGAUUGAGACCUGGAGGGAGAUCUACCUGCAAGGCUGCUUCAAGCCUCUGGUCUCCAUCUCUCCUAAUGACAGCCUGUUCGACGCUGUCUACACUCUCAUCAAGAACCGGAUCCAUCGCCUGCCUGUUCUGGACCCGGUGUCAGGCAACGUACUCCAUAUCCUCACACACAAACGCCUGCUCAAGUUCUUGCAUAUCUUUGGUUCUCUGCUGCCCCGGCCCUCCUUCCUGUACCGCACUAUCCAAGAUUUGGGCAUCGGCACAUUCCGAGACUUGGCUGUGGUGCUGGAGACAGCACCCAUCCUGACUGCACUGGACAUCUUUGUGGACCGGCGUGUGUCUGCACUGCCUGUGGUCAACGAAUGUGGUCAGGUCGUGGGCCUCUAUUCCCGCUUUGAUGUGAUUCACCUGGCUGCCCAGCAAACCUACAACCACCUGGACAUGAGUGUGGGAGAAGCCCUGAGGCAGAGGACACUAUGUCUGGAGGGAGUCCUUUCCUGCCAGCCCCAUGAGAGCUUGGGGGAAGUGAUCGACAGGAUUGCUCGGGAGCAGGUACACAGGCUGGUGCUAGUGGAUGAGACCCAGCAUCUCUUGGGCGUGGUCUCCCUCUCCGACAUCCUUCAGGCACUGGUGCUCAGCCCUGCUGGCAUCGAUGCCCUCGGGGCCUGAGAAGAUCCGAGUCCUCAAUCCCAAGCCACCUGCACACCUGGAAGCCAAUGAAGGGAGCCGGAGAACUCAGCCUUCAUCUUCCCCCACCCCCAUUUGCUGGUUCAGCUGUGAUUGAGGCUUCUUCAGUCCUCCCAAAUUGCCCUUGCCCUACCUGUGCUCCCAGAAGCCCUCAGGCAUGCCCAGUGCACCAUGGGAUGAUGAAAUUAAGGAGAACAGCUGAGUCAAGCUUGGAGGUCCCUGAACCAGAGGCACUAGGAUUACCCCAGGGCCAUCUGUGCUCCAUGCCCACCCAUCCCCUUGCCGCCUAACUGGGUCAGACGGCCCCAGUGGGUUUAGUCAGGGCUUCUGGAUUCCUCGGUUUCUGGACUACCUAUGGCUUCAGCCUUCAGCUCCUGGGAGUCCCAGCUGUUGUUCCCAGCAACGUUGCCACUGCCCUCCUACUCUCCAGGCUUUGUCAUUUCAAGGCUGCUGAAAUGCUGCAUUUCAGGGGCCACAUGGAGCAGCCAUUAUUUAUAGAACUGCCUGUUGGAGGUGGGGAGUCCUCCCUCCAUUCUUGUCCAGAAAACUUAGCUCUCGCAGUGAGCCAUGUUCUUAGUCCCCAGGGAUGGAUGGCCUUGUAUAUGGACCCCUGAGAAUGAGCAAUUGAGAAAACAAAACAAAAGGAAGAAUCCACGAACUUAGAUUUUAUAGGUUUCACUCAAAAUGCUGCAGUCACUUGACCUGAACUUGUGGCAAGAGCCUUGUGCUUUGUAAAUUCAAAGACAAGAAGGAAAAUUGAUAAAAAUCACAGGUGGCAUUUCUUUUGCAAUGUAGCACUAUUCUACUGAAAUUUCUUUCUUCUCCUUUCUUUACAAAAUCGUAAAGAAAAUAUUAAUUCAUUACUUAUAUAGUAGGUACAACUCAGCCUACAAACUCUAAUCUGCAAGAAGCAUAACUUUAUUUUUCUAAUACAGAACGUAAUUUCUAUUAGGAACCCCGUUUCAGCAGAUGGUAGAAAUUAAUCUCAGUCAAUUCAAAGUCUCCCCCUGACCUUUUCCUGGGGUUAAGCUCGGUCGGGUGGGGAUGUGGCUUUAAGUCAUGUAAGACUCUCUUCCUCAGCCAUCAUCAUCCGUCCAUGCCAGCACCUGCUUGGACAUCCCGUCCCCAUCUGGUCAUCAGUUGGCCAUGCAUGGUCUGCCAGGGGCUCCUUCACUUCCACAAAGCCUAUUUGGGGACCUGUGGCUUGG